Molecule: messenger RNA, 4416 nt
Organism: Cyprinodon variegatus (sheepshead minnow)
Lineage: Eukaryota; Metazoa; Chordata; Actinopteri; Cyprinodontiformes; Cyprinodontidae
Gene: raraa
Product: retinoic acid receptor, alpha
Exons: 10
Coding region: 988-2331 (447 amino acids)
Biological process (GO): regulation of transcription by RNA polymerase II; retinoic acid receptor signaling pathway; cellular response to corticotropin-releasing hormone stimulus
Cellular component (GO): nucleus; transcription regulator complex
Molecular function (GO): zinc ion binding; nuclear glucocorticoid receptor binding; RNA polymerase II cis-regulatory region sequence-specific DNA binding
Source: RefSeq, a predicted model, not a curated record
UUGCGGAGAUCCGUGCCAAACUUGCUCCUGCUCUUUCAAAGCGCCUCGUCUGCCUUUUUCUUUUUUCCGACCCACGGUUUGUCCUCGGGGUUUAUUUCACGCAGCGCUCGUGGGAGCCGCUUUCUGGACAUUUGAGAGUCGGCAGAAAACUUUGGGUGGGGAGUUAAAAGAGAGAAAAAAAGGGGGGAGAAAGAAAACUACCACCCGGCAGAGAGAUACCAACGGCAGCGCGGCUCUACUUCCACCAGCGACAGCUAGAAGAGGAGUGGGAGGAGCCAACAGAGUGUAGGAGUUGCUAUCAUUCAAAGGGACGUUUCUUUGGCAAAAGACGAGGAGACUGGCGUUUUUGGGGGAGAAGCUUUGAAAGCGCAGAGGAGAGGAAAUGUUUCGUGGCAUCAUGUGAUCUGCGCAUUCCCCUGGCGAGCUUCUGAAGUGGAAGAGGGAAUCUGCACACUUGUGAAAAGCAUCCCAGCCACUAGCAGGCCCUUAUCGCCGCGAUCACUAGUCCCGUUUGCUGCCAUCAAAGCCUCGUCUGCGUGACUCGACUUGCCUCUUUCUCGACCUUCGUCUUAAAGAUAAAGAAUAGCCAUGCUACUUCCCCGGCCCUCCAACGCCUCCUGCAAACACGGCCUUUGAGCUUGCUGAACAAUACGUGAGAAAGGAGGCAUAAAAGACCUUUUUAUAUUCCUGCUGUGUGUCUUUUUUCAUGUUUUUGUCCACAGUAAGUCAUCCCUGAAGACAAACACACACAUUCUGCCUGAACAAACAGGAUUUUUGUUCUGGUGACUUCUACAUCAGGUUUUCUUUUUCUGAACUUUUUUAACCUGAGGAGGAUUAAUUUAUAAAUGUUCUUUCUGACCGUCUUUGGGAAUACCUGCUGACUGAGCUUCUCUAUGGGGGAUUAAAUCAUCCCAGGAACUGUACUGACUCCUCUGCUCAGUCACAUCCUGUUGACUUCAUCACUGAGCUGUUUGUGAGCGAGCCAUCAUGGCCGGGAAGGGCAACCCGGUGCCAGGCGGACACCUAAACGGCUUCCCCAUGCCCGCCUACUCCUACUUCUUCCCCCACAUGUUGGGGAGCAUGUCGCCUCCAGCGCUUUCAGGACUCCCCAUCAGUGGAUACAGCACCCCCUCUCCAGCCACGAUAGAGACCCAGAGCACCAGUUCAGAGGAGAUAGUGCCAAGCCCGCCCUCGCCUCCCCCUCCGCCCCGCGUCUACAAGCCCUGCUUUGUGUGCCAGGACAAGUCCUCAGGGUACCACUAUGGUGUCAGCGCCUGUGAAGGCUGCAAGGGAUUCUUUAGGCGAAGCAUCCAGAAGAACAUGGUGUACACUUGUCACCGGGAGAAGAACUGCAUCAUCAACAAAGUCACCCGGAAUCGCUGCCAGUAUUGUCGGUUACAGAAGUGCCUGGAAGUUGGGAUGUCUAAAGAGUCUGUGAGGAACGACCGGAACAAGAAGAAGAAGGAUGAGAAGAAGCAGGAGUGCACAGAGAGCUACGUGCUGAGUCCAGACACGGAGCAGAUGAUCGACAGGGUUCGCAAGGCGCAUCAGGACACUUUCCCCUCUCUCUGCCAGCUGGGCAAAUACACUACGACUAACAGCUCGGAAAGGCGCGUCUCCUUGGACAUCGACCUGUGGGACAAGUUCAGCGAACUGUCCACCAAGUGCAUCAUAAAGACGGUGGAGUUUGCCAAGCAGCUGCCGGGUUUCACCACGCUCACCAUCGCGGACCAGAUCACCCUGCUCAAAGCUGCCUGUCUGGAUAUUCUGAUACUGCGGAUCUGUACUCGUUACACGCCGGAGCAAGAUACCAUGACCUUCUCAGAUGGACUCACGCUAAACCGAACCCAGAUGCAUAACGCCGGCUUUGGUCCCCUCACAGACCUGGUUUUUGCCUUCGCCAACCAGCUCCUGCCUCUGGAGAUGGAUGAUGCAGAAACGGGGCUUCUUAGCGCCAUCUGCUUGCUGUGUGGAGAUCGGCAAGAUUUAGAAGAAGCUGACAAAGUGGACAUCCUGCAGGAGCCCCUUCUGGAGGCCCUGAAGAUUUAUGUACGGAAACGGAGGCCCCACAAACCUCACAUGUUCCCCAAGAUGCUGAUGAAGAUUACUGACCUGAGAAGCAUCAGCGCUAAAGGGGCCGAGCGCGUCAUCACACUGAAGAUGGAGAUCCCUGGAUCCAUGCCGCCUCUCAUCCAGGAGAUGCUGGAGAACUCGGAGGGACUGGAGAGCGGAGCUGCAGGCAGCAGGCCCAGCGGAGCCCCCCCAGGCAGCUGCAGUCCCAGUUUGUCCCCCAGCUCGGCCCAAAGCAGUCCCGCCACCCAGUCGCCGUAGUAACCGCUCUCUCCUUUUUUAAGUGUUUUUUUCCCUCGUCAUAUGGUCUCCUCCCACGUGGUUCUGAACAGAAUGUGGGGGCGAAGGAGGCGGGCUUUGAUCCUAACUGAUGAUCACAGGAGACUGGCAGAGCCGCCUCCUUUACUCCGAAGGCCUCCGUCACUAAGGAACGCUCUCCACGCGGGAGGGGGGUGGGGCGAGGCUGGAAGGGGGCCGCCAGGAGCCGCGCCGUAAACCCCGCUGAUGACUCCUCCACCUCCCUCCUAUCCCCUCUCCUCUCUCCACCUUCCCUUAAAAAGGACGGAAACGGGUCUGGACGCAGCGGCUGUUUGGAGCGAGCGAGGGCGGCGCGGCGGGACGGAGACACGGACCAUGACUGACUCUCACACACAGCAGACACUUUGUCCUCGUUUCUCUGAGACAAGCUGCGACAGCGGAGCUCAUCGGAAAACCCUCCUCCUCUAAAGACUUGGGUUCUUUCCGCAUUUUUUUUUUUUGUUUUGUUUUCAUUUUCAAAGAAAAACAACCAGAUUUUGUACAAAAGAUAUAUAAAUAUAUAUAAAAGAGUUACAGAACUAAGGUGGUUGGCGUGUCCGGGAGAAAAACGGCCAGGCUGAGACCAGGACAAGUUUACCGCGCUGAGAUUGGGACUCCGUCACUGUUCGAAUCUCUUUCAUACCUAUCAAAGAUUAAUGAGAGACUUUCAGUUUCACCUUUGUAUAUUAUAAUGAAUAACAAAAAAGAAAAAAAAAAAUGAUGUUGACAUUUCUCUCGAGUCGUACACAAAUGUUCACAGGAAACGUUGAAUAUCACCUAAUAUUCCAGGAUGGAUUUCUUUUCCCUUUAAUCCUCGCUUCUUCUGUUCUGUUUUUUUUGUUUUUGUUCCGCUUUUUCCUCCAAGAGAAUGAAAAGAAAACUGAUUGUAUGAACUUGGCUGUAUGAUAUCGUCACAGGUCCUCUCAAGAAAUCAAAUUAAUGAAGAGUCAUUAUUGAGGUGUAUUUUAAGUGGCUUUGAGUUUGUGUAAAUAAGCUGUAUUCAUUUCUUUAAAACUAUGAAGAGUUUUAGGCCUCACCUUAUUUUUUUGUUUUUUUUUUGUUUUUUUUUUAUUGAAAUCCUGUGUUUUGUUCUAGUUUAUGUGGUUCAAGAAAAAAUACAUUUUUGAGCACAUUUUUACUGAAGGAAGUUCUUUCAUGUUUUAUGUCCUGCUAAAAGUGUUGGACGAGCCCUUCACCGAUCACUGGCUGUUCAGAAUGUGACCUUCGCACACACGUCCGACUCCCGCCCCUUUAAAUUCAAAGCUGUGUCUUUACUCUAUGAUAACUAGGCAUGGGCCGGUUUGCAUUUCUCUCAGUAAGAGUAAAUAAAUGCCUCACUUUCUGACUAUUUGAUUUCAGAAUAAGGAAAAUUGUAAUAAAAACACAAAUGAAGAAGAAAAUUGUCAUAUUUGCUUGAUUUUAAAUCCCACAGAAUGGAAACGAGUUUUUAACGAGAACAAACGACAUUCUUUAUUACAUAUCUGUAGUAUUUAUGAUUUUAAAACAUUUGUUUUUCUUAAAUUCAUAAUAAUAAUACAAGAAUGAGACCUUCACCAUCGAUAUCAGAGAUCCACCGGUACAGAUAUUUUUUUAAGGCCAAUGCUGAUACCAAUUAUUGUGACAUCAGCCUAAAUAAUCACUGAUAUGGGCUGCUGAUUCUUAUUUUGGUCUGAUUCUUUAACCUAAUGUUGAUUCUUCUUCCUCAAAAUGAUAAAAAUGACUUAAAAUUUGAAAUUAACAGAAGAAUAAAAACAGAACAACGGCUGCUUAAUGCAGGAAAUGAAUCGCCAGACGAAUGCAACCAUCAGCAGAUUCCGGUAUAAGUAAAAAACAAUGCUAAUAUCUGCUAAAAAUAUCGGCCAGUCGAUCCCUAAUCGAUGUAAAAGUUUAUUUUGGUUUCCAAGACGACGGUAAAACCCAAGUUAUUCACACACCUGAUUUAUAUUUCAAACUAUUUUCAUUCAGUCCAUUUUUAUAUAGAAAAAGAUCCAUAAUUUAAAAGGUAUUCGUAUAAAACCAGGAGAAAAGCAUUUGUGUUAAUAUAAAUUA